GACGAACGUACGGACGGAGGCAAUGGAGCUCGCCGAAGCGUUCGUCAACGGCAUCGCUAAAGCCGCCGAUCCCCGCAAAGUGAGCGACGCGGAUUACGCCAAACUCCUCGACAAAGUCUUCAAAGUGGUUACUGCCGACGGCGAUCCUGGAGCAGAUGGCGGCGACGACGAGUCGACAGCAGACGACGCCUUCAAAGAUGGCGGCGCCGGCCUGAUAGCGCUGGUGCUCGAAAGUGCUCGCUUCAACCUAGACGAUUCGCAGUUCGCGUUGCGACUCGAAGAGUACGGAUUGACGGGAGCCCGCGCGGACGCCCUCAUCCGCAAGUACGCGGCCAACAGGCAGCUCGUGCGCGUCGAGUUGAGUCGAAUCGGGCGCCGGCCGCCUCACGUCGUUGGAGUCGACUGGAGCGUCGACUAUCGCGUCAAGAGCAACCACCUCGAGCGCAUCGGUGAGCCCGUGUUUCACAUCAACCUCAAGACGACUUCGUCGGAGAGUCCAGUCUCCUUCUCGUGCAACAUGGCGCAGAUGCAGGACCUCCUACACAGUCUUCGAGACGCGGCAAAGUGCGUUGAAAACAAGGCCCAGGGGGGCGGUUCUUGAAAAGCUGUACUAGAAGACCGUUUUCCUGUUCUUUGUAAAUACUCAUUGUAAAUAAAAUUUGCCUAGCGAA
Molecule: messenger RNA, 671 nt
Organism: Rhipicephalus sanguineus (brown dog tick)
Lineage: Eukaryota; Metazoa; Arthropoda; Arachnida; Ixodida; Ixodidae
Product: COMM domain-containing protein 3
Exons: 1
Coding region: 23-601 (192 amino acids)
Biological process (GO): sodium ion transport
Source: RefSeq, a predicted model, not a curated record